AUGGUGAAAAACGGAAACGGUACUAUAAUCCUCCAUUACUAUACUACUGACAUGGAUUUAAAAAAGAAAAUAGGAAGAAAUCCAAAGCGGCCGCGUCUCAAAAAUUGGAUCGUGAACGUCAUCUACGACGGAAACGAGAUCACUGGCGAACCGGAUCAUGAGAACGGGAACGAUCGUGCUUGUUUCAAGCCGGGACCCGACCAUCCUAUUGACCAGCAAAUGUUGUUCUUGAAACAAUGCAUGAAGAAAGUGGACACACGUCCUCCGAACAUGUACUACUUGACGAAUGGGUGGUCCGUUGACAAUUUCGAAGCUCUCUUCAAGUAUAUGAUUCGAACAAGUGAGGAUUGCUCCCGUGACACUCUGCUGAGCAUUGAAAGAUGUCGUCGUUUCUCUUCGAUGGCUGCUACAGAGGAAGAAGUUCCAUUGCAGCUGUCGUAUCAUGUGAACGCGCUGACUGGGGAAACCCUCGUGGAUUGUGAUGUGGAAAACGAUGAAACAGAUGUCACAAGUGAUUCCACUCAGGACAACGGCAUGCACGAGUUUGUCGAAAUGUUUCCCGUUCUUCUGGAGUUGUUCGAAAAGGCUGGAAUCACAGAUGAUGUCGUGAAGAAUGAAGAUGAUCAUGAAGUCGACACUGAGAUGCCAGUGCUAAAUUCCAGAUUUCCAAGAUGUAAUUGUCGUUCUUCGAGGGUGUGA
Messenger RNA from Caenorhabditis briggsae, 699 nucleotides. NCBI's taxonomy places the organism in Eukaryota, Metazoa, Nematoda, Chromadorea, Rhabditida, Rhabditidae. The record is from RefSeq and is a predicted model, not a curated record. The coding region runs from base 1 to 699 and encodes 232 amino acids. The transcript is spliced from 5 exons.